ACCCCAUUUUUUUCCAUCUUCUUUGUUGCUUCGCUCCUUAUUGUCUCCAUUUCGAUCGAUUCCCAGGAAAUAAAUUAGAAAAGCGCCAAAAAAGAGAGAAGAAUUUACAGUCUUUGCAAUUAUUCCCCCUGUCUAUUUCUCGAGUUUUCAAUUUCACCGCACUCGGGAUCUCAACUCUUCUUGCAAGCAGGCCCUCUCCUUUUGUACAGGGAGGAAAAAGAAGGGGUGCUGCUUUGCAGAUCGGAUCCAAAUUUCAUGCACUGAGAGACCUAUUUUUCUAUAUUUAACGAUAUGGGUAUACUGUUUACAAAGAUGUUCUCUAAUCUGUUUGGAAACAGGGAGGCUCGGAUCCUUGUUCUCGGCCUUGACAAUGCUGGCAAAACCACCAUUCUCUAUCGACUCCAGAUGGGUGAAGUUGUCUCAACAAUUCCAACAAUUGGAUUUAAUGUCGAAACAGUGCAGUACAAUAACAUCAAAUUUCAAGUGUGGGAUUUAGGAGGACAGACAAGUAUCAGGCCAUAUUGGAGAUGCUACUUUCCAAAUACUCAGGCUAUAAUCUAUGUUGUUGAUUCAAGUGACACAGAUAGGCUGGUGAUAGCUAAAGAAGAAUUUCAUGCAAUCUUGGAGGAAGAGGAGCUGAGAGGAGCAGCAGUUCUUAUUUUUGCAAAUAAGCAGGAUCUUCCAGGUGCACUUGAUGACGCCGCAGUUACAGAGUCUUUGGAGUUACACAAGAUAAAAAACCGACAAUGGGCUAUUUUUAAAACUUCAGCAAUAAAAGGGGAAGGUCUUUUUGAAGGCUUGGAUUGGUUGAGUAAUACACUUAAAUCCGGAAGCGGCUAACUCUUAGCAUGAAGAAUUUGAAGCAUUGCUGCUAUGUGAUCCAGAUGGAGUGGGGAACGAGCAAUGGUGUUUUGCUUAGUAUUAUGAUCUGAUAGAAAUUUGAGCCAUGAGAAAAGUUGUGUCAAUUGACCUUCCUAAAUUUCUGCUUUUAUUAUUAUUUUUUUGGGGUAAACAUCUGGUAUACAUGUAAAAUUUUUGUUAAACAUUUAACCAUUUCCUUUUGUUUUAUGUUAGCCUCUCUUUUAGUUUUUCA
Messenger RNA from Gossypium raimondii (Peruvian cotton), 1093 nucleotides. Its product is annotated as ADP-ribosylation factor 1. NCBI's taxonomy places the organism in Eukaryota, Viridiplantae, Streptophyta, Magnoliopsida, Malvales, Malvaceae. The transcript is spliced from 8 exons. The record is from RefSeq and is a predicted model, not a curated record. The coding region runs from base 292 to 840 and encodes 182 amino acids. Gene Ontology annotation, biological process: intracellular protein transport; vesicle-mediated transport. Gene Ontology annotation, molecular function: GTP binding; GTPase activity. Gene Ontology annotation, cellular component: cytoplasm; Golgi apparatus.